AUGAGGACAUCUCUGAAGCCAUCAUUGAGUCUUUGCAACGCUAUCGCAAGCUCUGUGCAAUCUGGCGUUCGGAGGUUGUUCACUACACAUCUCAGGUGUUUUUCGGUGUCUGUUAGUAAACAUCAAAAACACGGACCUCAUGUAGGUAUUGUAGGCAGUGGUCCUGCGGGAUUUUACACAGCGCAGCAAAUUUUGAAGGUAGGCAUUUUAAAUAAUUAUUAUUGCUUGUUCCCUUUCAGUGACUGGCUUCGGAAAAGGGCGUGUGUGUAGGGUGGAGGGAGGGGGGUACGUUCCCCCCUCCCCCUUUUUCCUUAUGGAGUCGGAAACUGACUGGUGUAUGUUAAUUUUUGCAGUCCCAUGAAGAUGCUGUGACUGAUGUUUAUGAACGUCUUCCUGUACCAUUUGGCUUAGCAAGAUUUGGAAUUGCCCCUGAUCAUCCUGAAACUAAGGUGAGGAUAUUUUAGUGUUUGCACACAUGAAGCAACUAGGAGUAUCACUACACUACUCCCCCAAUCAAAAUUUUCUAUUUGUUGACAUGCAAGCAUGUUCCCUGAGUUUCACCCAAAAAGUCCUCUGAAAGGACAUAGGGUUACUGGUUAGCAAAAUUGAAGUUAGUAUGUCCUUGGAAACUCAAAAUCUUUUUUUGCUGGAAAUUUAUGAAAUAUGUGCUGAAAUAUAAGAUAAGAAAAUAUCAAUCAUUUUUAUCAAAACCUGCUUAGAAAGGUAAAAGUCAACUGAAAUAACUCAAGGUGUUUUAGGUCUCACUUUGUGAGUUUGCUUGGAAGCUUCCAAAGUAUACCCAGUACUUCACAACAGAAUACCAGCUGGAGCUCUGAUGGGUGCUGGGUCUUAUUGAAAGCACUGUAUUUAGUUGAUUAACAGUAUGCCUUGCUGCUUCUUACUAUAGAAACUGAGAUAUACUCUUUCAGAUAUGUGAAUCAACUGUCUUGAGCUGUUUAUAGACUUAACUGUUUUAAAUCAAGUGAAAUGUCAGUGACAUGAUUUAGUACUCUUGUUAUGCAGAACUGUAUAAACCAGUUCACAACUACAGCCUCAUCUGACAGAUGUACUUUUAUUGGAAAUGUAAAUGUUGGAAAAGAUGUGAAACUUACAGAGUUACUCCAAGCUUAUGAUGCUGUUAUCUUGGUAAGAUAAAAAGAAUUUAGUUUUAUUAUUUACAUUAGGCAAUUUAAAACAGAUUUUAAAAAGAUAUUCAAAUCUAAAAUUAAAGUAUAACAUUCUGAAAACUCUAUUGGCUACAGGUGUUUUGCGAGAAAUGUGGUUUGUACCUAGCAUUGUGAAUUGAUGAUCAUUCAGUGUGACUGUCUGGGCAAGGAUAUUUGUGGGAAGCACUUUUGUUGGGAGUAGUGACUGAAUUAGAUGAUCUCGAGACCCAGCUUGAGAUCAUCAUCAGCAUGUAUUUAUAUUCAACAUAUCUAUGUGUUCAUCUCUUUAUUUUAAAUCAAUGGGAACUAGUGUAUACUUAAGCAACACUAUCAUCCUAAUGACAGUUGAUAGGAAUUCAUUCAGUGAUAGAACAAUCCUGAUAAGCAAUUUUAAGAUGUUAUGAUCAUAUGUCUCUUGUCAAAUGAUUUCCCUGGGUUUGCAGUGUUAUGGAGCAGAAGAUGACAGAACAUUUGGAAUUCCUGGUGAGGUAACAUGUCAUUUUUUCUUAAUCUGAACAGGAUAUUUCUAAUGCUUGGUUGCCCGGUCAGUAAUCCACCUAUUCUGUGACAAUUUGGGAAUAAUUAGUCAUGUGAUAGUUUAGUCUGAUGGUCUGGGUGAGUGUAGUCCUGGGAAGGAUUUUUUCAGUAGUCAAUUAUAAUUAUGGUAGUACAGAAUACUCAUAUGUACUUACAACUUCAUAGGAUUUACCUGGAGUAUAUUCAGCAAGAGCAUUUGUGGAAUGGUAUAAUGGAUUACCAGCUAAUUCUCAAGUAUGUAAUUUUAUUGCUGUUUCCUCAUGCUACCCUGCCCUGCAGUUAUUUAUAUGAUCAAAUUUAAUUAAACAAAAGCUAAACUUACUCCAAAAUACACUUAAUUCCAAAUGUAUAAAUCUUAAACUGUGUACAUGAAUACCACAUGAUAAUGAUUUCCAGUGACUGAGUUAACAUUGUGCAUAAUACAAAUUUAACAUUGGUAAAUUCUCUUUUCAUUCUAUAUUCCAGAAUUGUAACAAUAAAGUGUAUUUGUUAUACCUUUAACUCCCAAGAUCUGAUUGUUAAUUCUCCCCUCUAGCUGAUACACAUUUCCUUGUUAAUUAGUUACAAGAAUUUGGUGUUCAAUCAAGAUAAUACCUUGUACCUGAUGAGUUUGAGUAUUCUCAUUACCUGUUCGCUGAAUAAUGUACGGAAACUAUAAGGAGAAGUUACAUGUUUAUCACUUGGAGUUAAAGGGUUAAUCAGUGAGACAUGAUCAAAUAUUCCAAGUAUAUUUGGCCACCAAUCAAAAUAAAAAUGUUUUUUUAUUUGAACUGAGGUACCUGAGGGACAAACACAUUUAUUUGCUUAUAAAUUAUAAGUUUAUGUCUGUUUUGUGGUCUCUCUCUAUUUUUCUGUUUUGCUAAUUGAAUCCACUGUUUACAGUUAGAACCAGAUCUGAGCUCAGAAACUGCUGUCAUAUUGGGUCAGGGUAAUGUUGCUCUUGAUGUUGCAAGGAUUCUACUCAGUCCAAUAGAACUUUUAGAGGUAAUUAAUAACAAGCAUUCUGUCAGCUUUUCACAUCUCUGUUACUUCCAAACAUAAAGAAUAAUGGGCUCUGAUAAAUGUGAUACACAAGAGUAAUCUUAAAUGUGUAUUUUUUUCAUUUCAUUGAGCAAUGUUUCAGUAAAAUUUUGAAAGGACUUAAGUGCUAUGCACUUUGUCAGGUUUUAAACUUUUCAAAAAGAAACCAAAGUGGUUCCUGAACCUCCAAUGGUUUGUUGUGUGUGUUGAAAAUCAAAUCAAAGCAUCCGAAUAAGGUCUCUUAUCAUCAUACAUCUCAAAAUGUAAUUUUAAGUUGACCAAUUAAAGUUGGUUAAAAAGCUCUGAUACAGACAAUUAUUAACCAGCACAUACCAUCAUACAGAGAAAUUCUUUGAAAAAAGAAAAUAGGCUUAGCCUAGUGACUUUUAAAAUUUUGGUAUUUCUUCCUAUCUUACACCUUUGUUAGAAGACAGACAUUUGUGAUCAUGCCUUGGAACUGUUGAAGAAGAGCCAAGUAAAGACAGUUUACAUUGUGGGAAGAAGGGGCCCUCUGCAGGUGUGUGUAACGUAGCAGCAAAAUCAAAUGCACAUUUUGCUAAUUUUUUAAAAUUUGCCAUUUUGUGAAAGAGUUUUCAAUGUAACGCAGUCAAUGAAGAAGGAGAGGUAAAUUCUGCUACUGGGUGAAAGAUCAGUGUUGUUAUUGAGUGAAUGACUCAGGCAUGCUUGGAAAAAAAAAUCCAAAUGCUCCCUAUAAGACUCAAACUUUUUACCUUGUGAUUAGUACUUCAGAUCUCCUACUGCUGAGCUAUAGAAAACUUGUGUGGCAGGCUUGGCUGUUUACCUAGGCCCACAGUGACAAACAUCCUGCAUGCUGCUACAAUAUGAUUUCUUGUUCACAUAUUGAGAAGCACUUGGAGUUCUUUUUCUCCAAGUAUGCCUGUGACAUUAACUGAAUAACAUCAUAUUUUUACUUAAUAAUCGUUUCAUCAGGCUUAAAUAAAAUUUACCAUCUUCUUUUACAUCAGUAUAGACACUGUUGGUAUAGAUUUCUUGAUUUGUUAAUUGUUUUUAAUUUUUUGCUCUCCAGGUUUCUUUCACUAUCAAGGAAUUACGUGAAAUGACUAAGUUACCAGGUUGUAAAGCUAUAUUUAAUCCUGAAGACUUCAGAACAAUACAAGAAAAGCUCUCUAGUAGGUUGUAUUUUCAAUUUAAGCUUCUGGUUAAGGAAAUAUCUGGAAGCUUUUUACGCUGUUAUGGCAAUGUGCUUUGUGACCUGUCUGAAGAAACAUUUCGUUGGCGUUUUAUUGGCUGGCGGCUAUAAGAAUCUAUGUAUUAUUUAAAGAUUUUUCCACCAAAUUUUCAGGCUUAAUUUUGUUUGAUUCAUGUUCUUUAUAGGUAUUCCAAGACCUCGAAAAAGACUGACAGAACUGAUGUGCAAAACAGCAAUGUAAGUUAAAUGAACUCUACCAAAUACCUCCUUUUAACUGAUACGUUAAUUUGGACAAUCUUUGUUUUCUUUUUCUUUUAAAGAGAUGGAGGUACCUCACAAAAUUCAACGCACAAAACUUGGGGGCUUAAGUUUCAGCGGACUCCCGUGGAGUUUCUGUCGGCGUUAGGAAAAAUAUCAGGAGUAAGAUGUGAAGUUAACAACUUAGUUGAGGUAAAUAUCCGAAAGUAAUCUGGGAUUACUUCGGACUUGCCUUACUUCGCUGGCAUGUGAUUGGUCCAGAAAAUUCGCUCCAUCCUCCCAACCAAUCAGAUUCAAGACGAAACCAAUCUUUACUAGGCCACUCGUGUUUCCUGGGCGUCAAGUUGUUUGCUAGUUUUAACUAUUAACUAUUCUUUUCUACCGAUCUACUCUUGCGUUUACGACACUCACUCGAAAUGCGCUCCAUGAAUUAAUACAGUAUGGUUUGUUUGCAUGCAGCAGGGUGAUGGAACAUUUCAAGCCCGUGGCACUGGCAUUUAUGAGGAUUUACCGUGUGGCUUGGUGAGAGAUUGUAAAAUCCGUAGACUACGAGAAGUUUCUCCCUUUCUGCGAAGUCGUGUCGUGUGAGUAAAAAAACUCACUAAAGAAAAUUGAUGUUAGCGCGCUGUGUGGAACUCUGGGAAUGAAGUACACCUACUUUUCGCGCGCCUCACCUCCAGAGUUCCGCGCAGCGCGCAAUCAUCAAUUUUCUUUCCACUGUUUUUUUUUUCCACUGGCGCGACGGACGUUGCCUGAGAGAGACUGCUCGUACUGUAAAAAAUUUGUAAUUAUUCCAGUUAGUGGCGAGUUAUUGCUAAUUUUACGGUGAAAUGAAUCAACUCACUUGUGUUUUUCUUUCUCGUUCGGCUUGUUUUUUUGGCUUCUCCUCGCAAAGUAAGUGCUUGCUAAGUGCUCGCUAACUGAUUUGUCGGUAUUUUUUAUCUCAGGUUUUUCGUAGCAUUGGAUACAAAAGCAUCCCACUUGAUAACGAGGUUCCGUUUGACAGGAGGAAAGGUGUCAUCCUCAACAUUAAUGGAAGAGUAGUUGAUGCAAGUAAGCAAAAGUACAAAAAUUGACGCCAUUAUUGUUAUCAGCAUAAGAGUACUUUUAGAAUAAGUGUCGUAAAACCAAAACAAAAGUAAUCACAACAGCCAGUCAUAUCAAGGAAAAUGUCUCAAAGAGCCAGAGAAAAUUCCUGCGAAGUAAAACCAAGCAAACUGCCUGAAGCGCGGGAAAACACGAGUGACAAAAUCUGAGUGGUUGAGAAAGUGGCGCAAGUUUUUGGCACAAACACACAACAAAAUGAAGCAAAACCAAUCGAGAAUAACUUUCGGUACUCCGUCGAAAAUUUUUAUAAUGUAGAUUUGACUGUUUAGUAUGAGAUGUUUUCGUCGUUGUUGUCGUGCUCUUUUAUGUUCUGGUGUGAGAUUUUGUUUGUAGUGAAAGAGCAGCGCCCAUGAUGUAACAUGCGAAGCGACCCGAUUGGCGCGAAUUUUUUUACUGAGCCGUCGGUACGCAAGAGUGCUGAAAUCCAAAUUGUUGCUAAUUGUCUGUGAAGCACCGACUUUCACAUCUCCAACGAAGAUUUCUUGGUGGUGAUGUUGGCUGAUCUGUGCAACAGGAUGCACGGUGCGCUAUAAGGAGAUCGCCUCAAGUUAAUUUUUUUGUAUUAAAACAAACUCUUUCACUCGUUCAUUAAUUAUUACUUUUUUCCUCCGAAGACAAUACUGGAACGUCCGACAAAGAUGUGGCUUUAAUUCCAGGUAAUGCUUUGACAAAAUUCCAAGUUCCUAAGACCGAUUUGGGUGGGCUUACACUUUCGAUAGCGUGCCUUUGUGGCGUUUUUUUUUUCGCGUUUCCAUUACCGAACCUUUAUUAUCAACUUCUAUAAAGAGAACACGAACAUGUUGGAUCAUUUUGGCCAAACGCUACCAUCUUUCGAAUAUUUUUUCAAGCGUGUCAGACAAUCGCCAUUAAAUCAAGUUAAAUGUUUGACUAAACGUUUGAUAAAGUGAACAGACACUUAAGCAGUGCAAAAAACCACAGACUCGCAGGGAGUUGUAAGGAUGACUGUGUGUAGCACGGAUUGCAAUGACGAUCGGGAAACUUUCAGGCAAAGUUUUUUUCGAAUGGAUAACCCCGCAUCGUUUGCCUGUUUGUGAUUGUUUUGUCACGUUAGGUCUGUACUGCAGUGGCUGGGUGAGAAAUGGACCUGUAGGUGUCAUUGCAACCACAAUGAACGAUGCCUUCCAAACAGGAGAGCUUGUUGUACAGGAUCUAAAAUCCGGUGAGUUUUCCUCAAGACCUACUCAUCAGGGAAUGAAUGACUGGUAGGGAGAGGAAAAAGUUGUGUUCCAACCAGAGUUUUCUUUUAUCUGUCUCCCUUGAAUUGAAGGUAACUUAAAGACAAAAGUCGAUCCAGUUAAGGGAUACGAGGCGAUAAAAAGCUUACUAAACUCAAGAGGUAAGUGCGGAAGAUGAGUGACCAGUGCAUUUGUGGAGUAGCCCGUACAAGGGUUUUCAGUGUUAGACGGUUUGCAAAAAUAGCGUAGAGCGACGCAAAGGGGAGAUUUGAGCUGGGUUACACAACCUGUCCAAGACCUCCCUCCGUUUUUCUUUCUGCGUUGUUAUUGAGGCCUGUUUCACACUAACCCCGUUUACAGACCAAUCCUUUGGAACGAUACAUUUUUCGGGAAGGUCGUAGAAAUUAUCCCUAGAGCCUCAGUGUCCACUACCAGAGACACUGACAUAUGACAAUGCCUUAAACCCUCUAGGGCGACUGCUAUCUAAUUUCUCACCAAGAUAUCACCGCUGAAUCAAACAUUAGGCUCAUGAGAAUUAAGGAAAUGAUCGCAGAUUUGAAAAGCUCUCGAUAUUUGUGUAAAUUCUCAUCGUUAGUGUCAAAGGAAAUGUAUAAAAAACAGUAUGAGGGAUAUGUAUGCUGAUGUUUGGGUGUAAAGGGUUAAGAUAAUCUUUCUCUUGACCUUUCGGUACAUGGAUUGAAAUAUAUGCGUAUAUAUCCUGUUCAUUUAUUCAAAGUUUCUAUCUGUUUUUUUUCUCCUUUUCCAGGGGUCAGACCUGUGUUCUUUGAUCAAUGGCGCAAAAUCGAUCAAGUUGAACAAAAGAGGGGAAAUGAACGCGGAAAACCUCGCGAAAAGAUCGUUCAUGUGCACGAAAUGUUGAACAUUGCUUAUGAACUUGAAAAUAAGGGAAGCUAGCAAUGGCUGAACUUGUUUUCGGGAUACUGCGUUGAAAUUAUGAGGAGAACUUACAGGUUAAUUGAGAGAAUCAAAGGGCUCAGGCAUCGUUGAAGUGUUCAAGCGGGGAUCCUAAUGGGGCGAUGGUCUUGAAAAAUGAAUUAAGAAACGUCAAAUACUAGAAAAAAAUGUAAAUCAAACUUGCUUGCGGAAGCUUCAAAUAAUUUGAGUACAAGAAUACA
Molecule: messenger RNA, 7591 nt
Organism: Pocillopora meandrina
Lineage: Eukaryota; Metazoa; Cnidaria; Anthozoa; Scleractinia; Pocilloporidae
Source: the annotation of a GenBank genome assembly